AGUAAAAAGCAAUCUCAUCAUUUCGUUUAACAAACUCCACCAUUCACCAUCAGAGUCAUCGCUUAAGCUCCACCAUCUGAAGACUUAUGUUCAAAAAUUUACUCUCAAUUUCGAAAACGUAAAGGUAAAUCUAUGUUCAGACUGAGAUUGGUAGAAGACACUAACUACAGCUAGUAUCUUCCACUCUCUGGAUUGAAAGCAUGCGAGACGUGUUGUGGCCUGAGAUCCUCUAUAUUUCUUUGUAUUCGUGUAUAUUCGGGUCGUCCCCGUUUAGCCCUAACGCGAGGCAUUUUCUAGGUGCCUCCGCCGGGUCUCGUCAGGUUUUCGCGCCUUCAUCGUCGAAGGUAUAUCGACAUAGUUGCUUUCGUGAAGGUGGAAAAAGAGACAUGGACUAGCUGCAACAGACUACGAAACCCCCUAAGUUGGUCCUAUAUGAAGUUUAUGCUAUGGGUUUUAUCUGGUGGUAUCCUUCAUAAGGUGCUUGUAGCUAACUAUAGCCAGCCCAUGAGGACGCCGGCGGAUCAAGUUAUGGAGUCGAUGAAUAGGCUGUAGACGGACCCCAGCCUAACCCUAAGCUCUUCGCACACCUCUUCAAAAUAGGGAUGCAUUCGUACACGUGGCCAGGGCCCUUUUU
Messenger RNA from Amoebophrya sp. A25, 634 nucleotides. NCBI's taxonomy places the organism in Eukaryota, Dinophyceae, Syndiniales, Amoebophryaceae. The record is from the annotation of a GenBank genome assembly.